This is a messenger RNA of Telopea speciosissima, 705 nucleotides long. RefSeq lists its product as uncharacterized. Gene Ontology annotation, molecular function: RNA-DNA hybrid ribonuclease activity; nucleic acid binding. The record is from RefSeq and is a predicted model, not a curated record. Bases 1 to 705 code for a protein of 234 amino acids. Lineage: Eukaryota; Viridiplantae; Streptophyta; Magnoliopsida; Proteales; Proteaceae. The transcript has a single exon.
AUGCGACAAAUCAAGGUGGAUUUACGCUGUGGUAGAUGUAGAGUUGAACCAGAGAACAUUGAGCAUAUUUUGUUCUUCUGCCCAUUCGCGAAGGCUGUGUGGUUUGGAUCUAAUUUGGCAUGUCUCAUUCCAAGGGAUGAGGGUGCUAGAUUUUAUCAUUGGGUUCUGAAUUGGGGAUCUCUCUCUGCAUUGGACAAACAAACCAAGAAGGACUUUAUCACCCUUUGUACCUUCGUUGCGUGGUUUAUUUGGUGUUCGAGAAAUGAUGAUCUCUUUGGUUGUAAGGUCUCUUCUCCAAUUGAGGUCCUGAUUGGGGCUAAGAAGGCGUGUGAUGAAUUCCUCUCAGCAACGCAGCAGACUUCCCAGGUACCCUUGCAUAACACAAAUGGUGUUGCAAUAGGCCUAGUAACUCCGACCGUGAACCAGGUUUGGUGUCCACCACCACAUGGCUUCUUUAAGUUACAUUGUGAUGCGAGUUUUGUGCCUGGUAAGGAGUUUGGGGGAGUUGGAUUUCUUCUGCGAAAUCAUCUGGGUCACCCUCGGUUUGCUGUUUCAAGUCAACACAGAUUCAGUUGUGUCAUUGAAGGUGAAGCAAUUGCAGUGAGGGAAGGUCUUCUUGAGGCUAUUUCGGAAGGAACUUAUCAGAUGUUGGUAGAGAGUGAUAAUCGGGAGCUCAUCUCGUAUCUUCAGGACUCUUCCAAGUGA